UCGAUAAAAUUACAAAUUGUGCAGCACUAGCAAGAAGCAGUUUAGUUACGUUUACUCCGUGCAAGCGCGAUACAAAAAGUUUUUAAAAGGGGGAAAAUCGACCGUAUUAGGCACAGAAAGUAUACGAAAAUACUGACUCAGUCCCUGCGCAGUAUCGGUGACCAAAGAAGCUGCUCUCCACGGUGAAAAGUUCUCGCAAAAUCGGCAUUUCUGAAAGUUGCGCGUUCACGGUAUGCGAAGCGUGGCGUGUGUGUUGAGUUGAGUUACCUGCAAUUGUGUGCGCCUGCGAGAGUGGAAGUGGAGUAAGCCUCGCCACCGUUUCGAAGUUUUGGAAAUAUAUAGGAAUUGCGAAACCAUCAGUACCGCCCAGCUUUUAUUCUGAACCAUGUCGGAGGCAACUGUGGCCCAAAAGCCGGAGGCGGUGGAAGUUGUGGAGGCGGCGGCGGGUGACGAGAAGAAGACUCCCAAACGCACUCCCAAACGCCGCUCGUUCAUUGAGCGGGCGCAGCAGGAAAGCGAGGAGCUUGUGCGAACGAUGGGUGGAAGUCUGGAGCUGGCGGGCGGGCGGCGGACGCGGUCUAGCACUCGAGGAACGCCGACGCGAGCCUCCGAGACAGUGACGCCGCCACCCAGCAAAAAGGCGCGCACAUCUCCGGCCUCGGCCACCAAGGCCAGCGCGGGAAAGGGACGCGGAGCACGUAAGCUAGACGUCGGCGGUGAUGAGCCCGAGCAAGAGGUGGAGAAGGUACAGACACCGGCCAAGGGAAAGGGAUCUGCCAAGAAGGACAAGAAAGAGGUCAAGAAGCAGGAGAAGGCAACUGAGGAAGAUGCGCCGGAGGAGGCGAAGGAAGAUGUAGCUGAGCCUAAAGAGAAAGACGUCAAUCCACCUGAGGUCGAGGACCAACCGGAUGGUGUGGGGAAAGUGCCUGCAGUUGCGGAGGAGAAGCAGAACCAUGUCGAUGAAGUCAAACCAAUAUCACAAGACCCUGAGAAUUCAACCGAAGAGGUGCCAAAAGUCGAAGAGCCACUGAAGUCGAGCGGGAAAACUUCGGAGAAUGGAGCCGCUACAGUCACUGCCGCUGCACCUGAAGAACCUGCUUCUGUUAUGGAUGUGGACGAAGAUGAGACGGUCGUCGAAAGCACACCUUCUGCAAAUAAAGAAAAGGCAUUAGUCGAAGAAAAAGAACCAGAACAGAAGCCAGAGGAACAUGCAGCAGCAGUUGUGGAGUCCAAGGUGCAAAGUGAGCCAGCCAAGGAACCCACACCAGAACCUAUGGAAGUGGACGCGAGUUCGAAAGGCAGUUCGGACACCGCUCAAGUAGACACACCAGCCACCGAGAACGUUCCCACCGCUCCAGAAACGGAAGCAGCAGCAAAGGCAACAGAGUCUAGCAAUGAUGUGGUGGAAGAGGCCACAGAGGUCAAAGAAGCCACAGAGGUGAAAGAAGCAGUUUUAGAAGUGCCCGCUGCCGAGCCCAAGGAAGCUGUAAGCCCUGUGGAGUCCGCGGAAGAGGUUACGGAAACCAGCACCACAGAGGUGACGGAGCCCAAGGAAGCCGCCAACAGUGAAGAGCCCAAAAAGGCUGUGGACUCUGCGGAAUCCAAGGAGGCGGUGAGCAAUACUGAUGAGAGUGCCACGCCUGUUUCUGUUGAGGUUCCUGCCGCCCCCGCCUCCAAUGAUGUCAGCAAGACCUUGGAAACCGAUGCCACCGUGGUUAAGACUGCCGACAGUCCAGCAAAGGAACCACAGGAAAUCAGCGAGGUCAAGAAGGCCGAACUUAAUGUAAAUGGUGAGCCCAAGAUCGCCAACAGUCCCGCCGAGGUGGGCGAGAAUGCUGCGCCAAAAGUGUGUAACUAGACAAAUCCCACCGAUGGACAAUCAACAACCUUAAUGCGUUGCGGAUGUGUA
Molecule: messenger RNA, 1909 nt
Organism: Drosophila erecta
Lineage: Eukaryota; Metazoa; Arthropoda; Insecta; Diptera; Drosophilidae
Product: protein bangles and beads
Exons: 4
Coding region: 386-1858 (490 amino acids)
Source: RefSeq, a predicted model, not a curated record